CAAAGAUGCCACUUUUCUAUUGUUCUUAUUUUGCCAUUCCUCUUCAAUUUUGUCCAGAUUCGAUGGAAAGGAUAUGGACCUGAGGAAGACACAUGGGAGCCAUUUGAUGGUUUAAGUGGGUGCGAAGAGAAGCUAAAGGAAUUUGUCUCAAGAGGCUACAAAUCGAAGAUCUUGCCUUUGCCGGAGACAGUUGAUGUUAUAUGUGGCGGUCCUCCAUGCCAAGGGGUUAGCGGAUUCAACCGCUUUAGGAAUCGUGAAAACCCUUUAAUGGAUGAGAAGAACAAACAGCUUAUUGUAUUCAUGGAUAUAGUAGCUUUCUUGAAGCCAAGGUUUGUGUUGAUGGAAAAUGUGGUCGACAUAGUUAAGUUUUCUGGUGGCUUCCUUGGAAGAUAUGCUCUUGGUCGACUCGUUGGCUUGGAUUAUCAAGCGAGAAUGGGAAUUAUGGCGGCUGGUGCUUAUGGGCUCCCACAAUUUCGCUUGCGUGUCUUCAUAUGGGCCGCACUUUCAAACGAGGUAAUAUUUCCUAUAGUUGAACAAGGGACAGAAAAUGACUCGUCUUUCCCUGUCGAAUUGGGGUCUUGUGUUGGUC
Messenger RNA from Olea europaea var. sylvestris, 589 nucleotides. RefSeq names its product DNA (cytosine-5)-methyltransferase 1-like. The transcript has 3 exons. Gene Ontology annotation, molecular function: methyltransferase activity. Gene Ontology annotation, cellular component: nucleus. Lineage: Eukaryota; Viridiplantae; Streptophyta; Magnoliopsida; Lamiales; Oleaceae. The annotation marks the transcript as partial. The record is from RefSeq and is a predicted model, not a curated record.